This is a messenger RNA of Salvelinus fontinalis (brook trout), 5212 nucleotides long. Its product is annotated as semaphorin-4G-like. The transcript is spliced from 15 exons. The record is from RefSeq and is a predicted model, not a curated record. Gene Ontology annotation, biological process: semaphorin-plexin signaling pathway; negative regulation of axon extension involved in axon guidance; positive regulation of cell migration. Gene Ontology annotation, molecular function: chemorepellent activity; semaphorin receptor binding. NCBI's taxonomy places the organism in Eukaryota, Metazoa, Chordata, Actinopteri, Salmoniformes, Salmonidae. Bases 1874 to 4687 code for a protein of 937 amino acids.
UUUAUUCCUGAUUAUUAUUUAACCAUGCUUGUCAUUCAUGAACGUUUUAAAAAUCUUGGCUCUCUCUAAUUUUCUCCUUCUCUCUUUCUUUCUCUCUCUCGGAGGACCUGAGCCCUAGGACCAUACGUCAGGACUACCGGGCAUGAUGACUCCUUGCUGUCCCCAGUCCACCUGGCCUUGCUGCUAUUCCAGUUUCAACUGUUCUGCCUGCGGUUAUGGAACCGCCACCUGUCCCAGACCUGCUGUUUUCAACUCUUAAUGAUCUGCUAUGAAAAGCCAACUGACAUUUAUUCAUGAUUAUUAUUUGGCCAUGCUUGUCACUUAUGAACAUUUUGAACAUCUUGGCAUAGUUAUGUUAUUAUCUCCACUCGGCACAGCCAGAAGAGGACUGGCCACCCCUCAUAGCCUGGUUCCUCUCUAGGUUUCUUCCUAGGUUUUGGCCUUUCUAGGGAGUUUUUCCUAGCCACCGUGCUUCUACACCUGCAUUGCUUGCUGUUUGGGGUUUUAGGCUGGGUUUCUGUACAGCACUUCGAGAUAUUAGCUGAUGUACGAAGGGCUAUAUAAAAUAAACUUGAUUGAUUGAUUGAUUGUGUGUGUGUGUUUAAUGGAAUGAGAGUGUGAAUGUUUCCACCAAAAAGAUAGAGAGAACAUUAAGAAGGCAGAGACUGAGGGUGUGUAUAAUAGUGUGCGCGCAUGUGUGUGUUUUCGUGCACCUGUUUGUGAGAGAGUUUAUAGUAGUGUGUGUGAUGGUAAGAGAGACAGAUUUAGGGAACUGAGGGGAAGCUGGAGACACUAUGUCAUGCUGCAACAGAGAGGGAACUGAGGGGAAGCUGGAGACACUAUGUCAUGCUGUAACAGAGGGGGAAUGGAAGGGAAGCUAGAGACACUAUGUCAUGCUGUAACAGAGGGGGAAUGGAAGGGAAGCUAGAGACACUAUGUCAUGCUGUAACAGAGGGGGAACUGAAGGGAAGCUAGAGACACUAUGUCAUGCUGUAACAGAGGGGGAAUGGAAGGGAAGCUAGAGACACUAUGCCAUGCUGUAACAGAGGGGGAAUGGAAGGGAAGCUAGAGACACUAUGUCAUGCUGUAACAGAGGGGGAAUGGAAGGGAAGCUAGAGACACUAUGUCAAGCUGCAACAGAGGGGGAAUGGAGGGGAAGCUAGAGACACUAUGCCAUGCUGCAAUCAUCAAACUCCUUUUCUAUCUUACCUCUCUUUCAUUAUAUUGAUGAGUUACCUAGCUCCCCUUCUACUAUAAUGGGCAGCAGGCAGCAUUCUAUUACUCUCUCUCUCUCUCUCUCUCUCUCUCUCUGUCUCUCUCUCUCUCUCUCUCUCUCUCUCUCUCUCUCUCUCUCUCUCUCUCUCUCUCUCAGCGACAUGUUUCUUACCCUUCUCUCUAAGUUCUUUCUCUCCACACAACAGACAACAGUCUCUCUCUCAUUCGCCUGCAGCCUGUAGUAACCCUCCAAGCUAGCUGUCGUUCCUCCAUCUCUUCAACCGAAAGAUGGAACCUACAGCAAGUAGAUGAGCCAGCCGGUUCAGCCUUCAGCCCAGAGGGAGAGAGAUUCCAGUGUUUGUUGGCGUCGGUGUGCUAUAUGUGUGUAUAUGUGUGUGUGUCUGCCGAGAGAAGAGAGGACUGCCUUCCAGUGUGUGUGUGUGUGUGUCGAAGUGACAGUGUUUCUUUGUUUGAGCGGGUGAGUGAGUGUGCAAGUUUCUUGCUCUGAAUAGUAGGAGAACGGCAGCUCACUAGUGUGUGUUCAUGUAAAUGGAUGCAUGAGCGUGUGAAUGAGAGUGUGUUUUUCCACAGUGUGUGUGUGUCCUCUCUGAGGAGUAUUCGGAGGGCAGCUCUCUCCCCCUGGCGGGUGUGUGUGUAGAUGGCAGUGUGUGUGUGUUCUGCCCUGUUCUCCCUUCUCCUGCUCCUGUUCCUGAGCUGUGGUGUAGCGGGAGGAUACCCCUUCCGAGCCCCCAUAGACCUUGAUGUCACCCCCAGGAUCACUGUGACAACCAGCGGUCUGUUGGGCUGCAGGCAUUUCCAGUCCUCAGUAGUGAACUACAGUACUCUGCUACUAGAGGAGGACAGGGCUCUUCUCUACGUGGGGGCCCGAGGGGCCGUGUUCGCUCUCAACGCCACAGACAUCUCAGACAGCACAGCUCGCACUAUUGAAUGGGAAGCCUCGAAGGAGCAGAAGCAGCAGUGUCUGAACAAAGGGAAAGACGAUAAGACAGAGUGUUAUAACCACAUCAGGUUUCUCCAGAGAUUUAAUUCCACUCAUCUCUACAUGUGUGGGACUCACGCCUUCAGACCUCUUUGUGCGUACAUAGAUGAGGAGAGGUUUAAAGUGUCGUCUGAGUUUGAGGAGGGUAGAGAGAAGUGUCCGUAUGGACCUGCAACAGGCUACACUGGCUUCAUCGUGGACCAGCAGAUGUACACAGCGUCUCAGUAUGAGUUCCGGUGCUCUCCGGACAUCCGACGUAACGACCCCUAUCCCAUGGUGAAGACAGAGGAGGCACCCACACGCUGGUUUCAUGAGGCUGACUUUGUGGGCAGUGCCCUGGUGAGGGAGAGUGAGGGCAGUACUACCGGAGAUGACGAUAAAAUCUACUACUUCUUUACCGAGAAGAGCCAGGAGCAGACACCAUACUACAGCCACAUUAGAGUGCCACGGGUUGGACGAGUCUGUAAGGGAGAUAGAGGAGGUCUGUUGACCCUCCAGAAGAGGUGGACAUCAUUCCUAAAGGCCACACUGGUGUGUUCGCUGCCAGAAUACAACUUACACUUCAACGUGUUGAGGAGUAUUUACACGCUGCCGGGACACACACCUCAUGACACACUCUUCUACGGCGUCUUCGGUCCCGAGUGGAAGAACGUGAAGAUAUCAGCAGUGUGCCGGUUCUCUCUGUCUGAGGUCCAACGGGUCUUUGACGGGCCCUACAUGGAGAAUCAGGACUCUGGAGCCAAGUGGAGCGAGUACACUGGAAAGGUCCCUGACCCACGACCUGGAUCAUGUAUUACAGACCAGUUGAGAUCCAGAGGUAUAAACUUCUCCACCUCCCUGCCAGACGACGUGUUGAACUUUGUAAGGAGACACCCUUUGAUGUCCCAGCAGGUCAUGUCUACAGAGCAGCGCCCCCUGUUGUUCAGGAGGACAACAGACUACACCCAGGUGGUGGCUCACAGGGUGGAGGGGUUGGACAGGCAGAACUACCAUUUACUGUUCAUGGGCACAGACGAUGGCUGGCUGCACAGAGCUGUAGAGGUCAAUGGUCAUCUACACAUUAUAGAGGAGCUACAGCUGUUUGACCAACCACAGCGUGUGGAUAGCCUGGUUAUUUCACAUACACAGAUGAGUGUGUAUGUAGGUUCUCCCUCUGGUGUGGUCCAGCUACCCCUCUCCACCUGUAAUAGGUACAAUUCCUGUUACGACUGUAUCUUCUCCCGGGACCCUUACUGUGGCUGGGAUGGACAGGACUGUUUGGAUAUCACAGCACAGAUUGACAGGUCUAACCUGACCCAGGACGUCCUGUAUGGGAACAGAGGAUGUGACAACGAGACGAUCCAGCACCGGAGCCGGUCUGUAAUGGUGGGAGAUGACGUGCUGCUCCAGUGUGAAAUUAGCUCCAAUCUGGCAACCCCAGUGUGGACUCUGGACGGGUUAGAGCUGCAGGGCUACGGCCUGGACUUUGGUUUCAGGGUGGGCACCGAUGGCCUCCUGGUCAUCGAGUCCCAACCAGAGCAGAGUGGCGAGUACACCUGCCACGCCCUCGAGAACGGCGUCCGGGUUGCUGUGGUUAAGUACUCUGUGACGGUACGUCUAGACAUGCCACACCCGCAUCCCCCACCCGUCGACCCAUCCCAAGAACAUCCCUACUACCCACCUCCUCCACCCCUCACCCCGCUCUUCCACCCCUUGCCCCCCUCCUCUGAGAGGCCCCUGCCACCCUCUGCCUCAGCCCCUCUCCCCCCCACCUCAGAGCUGUCACCCUCUGCCCCGGCCCCUCUCCCACCCACCUCGGAGCUGCUCUCCCCCAGGAGCAUGGAGGCUAUGUACCUGUCUCUGAUCACCAUCCUAGGAGGUCUGUGUCUGGUUCUCACCGUGGUCCUCCUCUACCUGGGCUUCUGUCUGCGGGGCAGCCACAGGGGAAAGUACAAUCUCCGCGCUGCCGCUGCCGCAGCCGCCUCUGCCAAUCACACGGACAGGAAGAAGAAACACAGGAAGCAGCAGCAGAAACACCACAGUAGCUCCGCCCACCUGGAUCUCAAGACCAUCUCCAGCCACUGUAAUGGGAACGGGAUCUGUAACGGUAACGGCGUCUCCAAACAACCGGGGAACGGUGACACGCACAAAGGGGGCUUCCUCCAGAUCGUCCCGAGAGAGGGCCAGAUGUCCCCCAACCAGGACCCCCCUCCCCCUGCCCCUCCUCUCCCCCCCCUGCCCCCUCAGACCCCCCAUACCCCCCUCAACCAAUCAGAGUGUGACUUGCAAGACUUCCCCAGCCCCAACGGCCUAUCGGCGACGUUACCCAGCGUCUUGCGGAGGAUGCAUGGUAACAGCUACAUGUUGUUAAGACAGAGUGAGGCGGAGAGCAGCUCCCCUCUCUGCCGCUCCUUCACUGAGGAACUCAACACGAUCCUGGAGAAGAGGAAGCACACGCAGCUGCUGCCAAAACCGAAUGAGAGCUCUCUGUAGUAGAGGGAACACCUCUCUGUGUCAGGGAGGUAGCUCCCCUGUGGUGGGAGGACUGAACUGGACCCAUUAAUAUUGUCCAUUUAGCAGACGCUUUUAUCCAAAGCGACGUACAUCAGUGAGUGGCCAUUGGUGGCCCAAAACAGAGUGCAGUAGCGAUAUUUUGUGGAUGACCCAUGCUGCUCACAGAGUAGAAUGUUUUUAAACUAGCCUGGACUGAAUUAUGAGAGAAGGAGAUAUCCUGCUUACGUUUUUUGGAUGUAAAAAAGGGACACACGUCUGGUUGAAGUAUUCCAAAGAAACUAUUUCUGCACACUAUUCGGCCCCCCUAUCGCUAUCCCCUGUUUGACACCAAAAGCCAUGGGUUACAGUGAGUACACACAUAAGAACCUACCCCAGCUCAGCAAAGCUCAGCAGGCUAGACCUAACCCAGCUCCAGUCAAUACACCUCCGUCUGGAUCAAUAAAAGAUGAGGCCUGGAAGGGGUGAUUCAAGGGGCAGGCCUCAAAUCUCAGCCCCAUAUUAAAG